AUGGAUAAAGACAGAUAUGCAGCAACAGCAGCAAAGAAGACAGGCGACUCGUCCCUGGAAAUGCCUAACGCUUCAGCCGAUAACAAUGAGCGCUUGUCCUACUUGUCUCAGAAGGCGCGCUCUAUGUCUUUGUACGGCAGUCAAUUUCUCCAAGAAGCGAGAAGUCCCACACAUGCUUUGUUUUGCUUGUCAGAAACUAAUCCGCUUCGUGAACUAUCAAAAUCGAUCGUGGUGUCGAAAUAUCCUUUUUGUGCAAUGUAGUACUGUUUAUAACUUGCGGGGUUAAGUAUUUAUAAGUUAUGUUCUCGAUAGAGAUGCCUACAAAAGCGGCCUUCAGGGGUUGAAUAGCUCGCAUCGUUCUAUUCGGUUUCACGUUUACAGACCUAAUAUGUGUAGUUAUCUUAAAGUCGUAGGCUGGUUAUUUCUCACACAGAACUUCAUUUGAUCCUUAACCUAUCUUACAGUGUUUGAAUAUUUUAUUUUGCUGGCUAUCGGAGCCAAUUGUAUCGUGUUAGCUCUAAACACACCGCUUCCAAAAAAUGAUCGCACAGACAUGGCUCAACAGUUGGUGAGUAGGCCUGAAAACCUCCAUUUGCUCAGUGACGUAAGGCCUUGGUUUCGAUAAAAGAUGGUGUUGAACUGUUCUAUAUUUUAUUGUAUUUACUGCAGGAAGCUGCUGAAUACUACUUCGUUGGUAUAUUUUGUGUGGAGGCGCUGUUGAAAAUAAUGGCUUUUGGCUUUGUGCUUCACCCGGGGUCCUACCUAAGAAAUGGUUGGAAUAUUCUGGAUUUCACUGUUGUUGUGGUGGGGUAAGUUAUCUUAUGACAUAUGGCUAUUUCAUCGCUCUGAACGUCCGCACCUUUCGCUUGUGCGGCGUUAAACGAAAAUUUGAAAGUUGUUUGUUUUGGUUAUUUAUUUAGCUAUAUUUUUUUCUAACCAAGCACUCGUUCUACAUUUUGUUUUACCAUUUAAAAUUAAAAAUAUUCUCUAUUCGCAUAACGAAGUACCCAGCUGUAAUUUCUUGUGGCUUCAGUUCCGUUGAUCAGGUUUUUAGCGCGGUGGUCUUAACAGCCAUGUAAUCUAAAUAAUUGUAGGUUGGAGUUCGGCUCACGCACGCGCAGCGCUCUACAAGAUAAGCGCAUAUUGUGGCGAAAUCUGUUUGGAGUGUAAAUUGCCUCAGCCGUACGUUUCCUUUGCUACAGACGGCCUAACACUCGCAGAAGUCAUUAUCUCUAAAAGUACUUUCUUUUUUUUUAUCAUUAUUUGUUAAGCACAGUUCUCAGUCAACGUUUCGCUUCUAGCAAAAUUUGAGCGGCCUCUAUUGUUCUGAGGCAAACACAUUUUUUUCCUCGUAGAAAUUUCCUGAUAUAAGGCGUCUAUUUUUUAUUCGGACAUUUUAACAAGAGUGGUCACGCUUUAGGCGCCUUCUAAUGAACACUGACAUGACGAAAAAAAAUACAAUUACAGCGUUUUGCAAAGAGAGAUUUCGAACGAAUUAUGAUUGUUUAUUUGAAAAAGGCGUCAAAGUUCUUGAUCUCGCUACGAAAUAGGUGGAAAAUUCCAGUCAAUUUCUCAAUUCGCUCUAACAGCCCUACACACAGGUGGUCGCCUACGAAUUGUUUAAAAUAUCGAACCAUUUCGACGUGAAAUUAAAACUGAGUGAACUUUGCGACAGAAUCAUGUCCAUCAAGAGGCAGCAGUUUAUAAGACACAUUGAUUAAAUCACUUGUUUUGUUGUUCUUUUGUUGUCAUACAGUAGUUCCUAUCAGCAUACAUGCACCAUGUGUGAUUGUGAUGAAUUGAAAAAGACUAGAACUUUAAAUUUCUGAGAGGCUUUACUCGUCACAGAGAAGGACGGAAUAAUUCUCGAUUAUCUUAAAACCUUUUCAUCUCGUUACGACCUGUGACUUAUUUCUCAUAAGUGAAAAACCAAGAAGAAUUGAGGUAAUGCAAAACAUAGAUUCCGUUGAAUCAAUGAAUUCAUUCUCUGUUUCGAUUUUCAUUCGAUGUUGAUGUUCACAAUUUGAAGAACUGAUAAAACUGAGUACAUCCGUAGUCGUCAGUGGCUAUGCACCUGUUUGUUUGUUCACGAAGUAAACCCUGGUCCAUGAUUUCUCUCAGUUCUUAACGUGACUUUUAAUAACAUGUGAGCCAACUAUUUCACAUUAAAGGAACUUCAAUGUUAGUAACCCACGCAUUUUCAUGUUAUAGUUUUGUCACUGUGCGAUGUGAUGACAAUACGCCAAUCAUACUGUACCAUAAAAUGCAAAAUCCCCAGCUUUGCGAAGCAAUCAGAUUUGUCGGUCGAACCGUAUCACUGUCAGCCUUGAGGAACGGUAACCUUUCGAAUGAAACUCGUGCAAAUAAUAUAACUCUUUUGUGUCCAAACGUUCUGUUCAAGUACUUGAAGUGAAAUUAACCGUUGCAGUGAAUGAUACGAAAUAUUGAUAAUGGAAAUUAUAAUGUUUAUAAUAUUUACUUCCCGGAAGUCUUAACAAAGAUAUAUUGAAGUUACCAAAACUGGUUGAAAAACUACAUUUAUUUUGCUUGAUAUAUCUAUUUUACGUCAGAUGGAUGAACGGAGGACAAUAAUUUAUACUGAGCUAUAAUUUUGUAGAUUUUGGCAUCUAGACUCUCCCCAGAAGCAAAAUUUUAAUUAUUUAGAAGUCUUGAAACUUCUGGAAUUACCUACACACGCUAUAUCUUGUUUUUUAUCUCCAUUAAAACUUUUUGUUACUUUAAUGUUUGGGUUUGGUUUUGUUGUGUAAGGUUCUGUUUAGUCUUGCAUGGGCUUAAACUACGACAAAAAGAGAUGUCUUGGUGUUCAGGCCGGCUGCUAUUAAAACCUGAGGCUCUUCUCAAUACAGUCAAACUAAUCCAUGCCAGUGUGUGUGGGGAAGCUUGAAAAAAUGAUAUCCGCAGCUCGUUUUUUUUUCGUAAUUCACGAACGAUUAUAUUGGUUUAGAGUUACUUUGCUUUCCGUACUAAGUAUACCGCAGGGAUAUGAAUGUAGGACUGAUAACCGAUGUUGACUUGUCACGAAAAUAUGAAGCGAACCUUAUACGACAUCAAAACGAACGCUCCUGCCAGAGCAUGGCUGUUCAAAUAAUUUAUAGAACUUAAGCAGAGACGUUUUUGAGACUCGAACGGCAACCGGAAGACUGAGAAUAAAACAAAUUAUUUUGCGCUUUGACGUCAAUGGAUCGACUGUAGGGCGUCGUUUAGAAUCUCAAACCAAACUGUGAUGACGAGAAAGGUACGGAUAGCACUUGGAAUGAAAACUUCUGUUAUCUAACCCUCCAACAUCCAGGGCCAGUCAGACACGGAAGUAAGUUUGAGCGAGGAUUAGAGACUUCUACUCCGUCUGUUGCUCGUAUGAUGCAAAGAAAUGUUAAAUUUAUGCUCAAACAGUAAAGCGUAGGGACGUGCAUUUGCAAAGCGUGAGCACGUGUCUUUUCUCAGCUACAGCUGGCAUGAAUAAUCACUUAUCUUCUUGUUACUUUUAAAUAGAUGGCAUAUGAUCACUAGGAAUCCCUAUGGUUACAAAUCUUGAAUCAUCGAAACUCUGCCCACGUUUUAGAAAUAAUCCCCGGUAAAGAAAAGGAAAAAGAAAGAUGUCAUUUUUUUUUGUUGCGAUCGUAGUAAAAAAAACUUGAGUCACAUGCGGGCCUCACACCUUGCUAUCACGCAGUCCUUCGCCUUUCCUAUUGAAUUCAAAGAACUCGUUCGUGGGUUGGGUCCAUGACCUACUAUUUUUAUAUAUGACUGUAUAUCUGUAUCUCUGCCAAGCUAGCAUAAUGCUGAGAUCAGCAAUGUUGAAAGCAUCCUGUGUAAUGAUUAGACUAAGGAAGAUAAUUGUAUGUAUUUGUGAAUUUUCGUCGAAAGAUGUUGUUCAUUCAAACGUGGGUGUAAAAAUUGUUAUGGAACUUCAAGCAGAUGUUAUCCUUAUCGAGUGGAACGGAACCUAAGUAACACUCGCUUAAUGAAUGCGUUUUUUUCGUGCAAACUAACACAGGUUAAGUCUUAAGGGCAGUCAUGAACAAACUGUUCAUAACCAAUAUGGAACAUUCGUAAAUGAAAUGUUUAUAAUCAACAGCAAACGUCUCAUAUUUGGCAGGAAAAUUAAUGCAAUCCUAGCUUAAUACACUGCAAUUAAAAAGACAAGACAAAAUAUGGUAAUGAAUUAAAAUGAAAAUGUGGUUAAGCUUUCAGUUGCCCAAUUUGCUCCAAAAAUGUUCUUAUACCAGAUAGUCAUGAGUUAUAUGGUACUUUCUUUCCCCUCCACCUCAGAGUUAUAAGUCUUCCACCCGUCAGCAAAUUUCUUGGAGGAAAUGGUACCCUGGAUGUAAAAGCUCUGAGGGCUGUGCGAGUGCUCAGGCCUCUUAAACUUAUUUCUGGUGUACCAAGUAAGUGAUAAAGUUAUUCUAUACUCUUUAUUCUUUUACUCUACAUUGACUCGCCAGCGUUCUGAUUAGAAUGGGUCAGUUGUUCGUGUAAACGUUCAAUACGUUAAUAUAGCUGCUUUCCAAUUUCAAUUUGGAUCAGCAUGAUAUCUUUUUUGGAAAGAACAGGGCAACAAGCUUUUCCAAUGAUGCUCCCCCUCCGGGAAAAAUUGAGUUUUUGUGCGAAUGAAGAGCAUCCAACAUAAGCGUUUAGUUUGUCACGGAUAAAAAGAGCAUUUCACUGCUGAAUCUCACAUGAAGAUCAUGAGAUUAAAGGAAAUGAUGACCAAACAAAAAAGCUUAUGAUUUUCAGACAAAUUCUUCUUUUCAGUGACAAUGGAAAUGCAUACAGGAUAGUAUAAAGAAUAGGUAUAGGUUUUAAUAUAAAGACUUAAUUCUUGUUUAAAACCAACUGUGGUUGAUGUGUCAUUUUUUGGUUCAAGUCUCUCAGACUGAAGUCAGAAAAUGGAGCUGAUAAAUGAGACCCUUUUGUUUUCUCACAAAGUAAAAUCUGUGCUUCUCUUUUUUCUUAUUUUAGGUCUGCAAGUUGUGAUGAAGUCCAUAGUCCGUGCCAUGGUUCCUCUUUUGCAAAUAGCCCUUUUAGUCUUGUUUUGUAUUCUUAUUUAUGCAAUUAUAGGUUUAGAUUUUCUCAAAGAUAAAUUUCACACCACCUGCUUCGACAAAAAAACAAGUGAGUGCUUCGUAGUUUUCCGUUUUUCCAUUAUGACCUGUUCUUCAUAAUGUGACUAACGUUAACCCUCUUACUCCUAUGAGUGACCAAGACAGAAUUUCUCCCUACAAUGUCAACCAGAAAAGUGAUGAGAAUAAAUACAAAUAUCAAUUUGGGGAUAAGUAGUUGAUCCACUACUAAAUUCUCUGAACUAACUUUAUAAGAAUUGUAUGGUUGACAGUAAAGAGAAUUAUGAAUUCUUAGCCUAUAUAAAUAGGCUAAAAAACAAAAAGUGAGAAUUCCGAGGUUCGGUUUCUCAUGGGGAUUCAGAAUCUUUCCUUUAUCCCAAGUUAGUCACAAGAUGGAAAAAGCGUCUUUCUCUAGGCUCACAACAUUUCUGAAUAUUUUAUUAAAAAUGUCAGGUUUCCUUUAUGUAUGAUUCCUGAACUGUCCUGUGCGUGAUUCAUCACUAAUAACCCUUUCAUACCUUUUUUCUACAAGAUUUUUAUAAAAGUAAAUGUGAGUGAUACAUAAGAAGGAGUGGGUAUCUUUCAAACUGUGAAUCAUUUUACAAGAAAGCUCGCAUUGAUUUUUUGAGGUAGAAACAUAUACCCGUUGCUACACUAUUUCUUUGCUAAUCAUCAAACUUGAGUCUGAGAAUACUUCGAUUAUUUAGCCACAUGUAUACUUACAGGGGCCUUUUCCUUUGUUCCCUUUUUAUACAUUAUUAAAUUUCCUUCUCUAUAUGUUUAAUUACCGACCUAUUUCUUUAAAAAAAACCUUUUUGGUGAUCUGCUAUAUAAUGCCAUAAUGGCAUUCGAACUGCUUAAGUUGCUAUUUGUUGUUGCAAUGCGUAAACACCAUAUUACCUGUCCUUGUAGAUUCAAUAGCAUCAAAUCCUGAGCCGUGUGACAAGGGACCCUUUCCCGGAGUGAGGAAGAUUUUUCGUGGUCGAAGUUGUCCCGAGGAAACGACAUGCCGAGAGUAUUGGAUUGGUCCGAACGCUGGCAUCACGUUAUUUGAUAACAUCGCAUUGUCAAUGCUUACUGUGUUUCAGUGCAUAACAAUGGAAGGAUGGACGUCGAUUAUGUACAAAGUAAGAAAUACUUCCUCUCAUUAUAUUUUUUGGGAAACUGUCAUUGGCCUUGCCUUACUACGGCCUGUUAUUGGUCUAGAAAACUUGCGCAACCCGUCCGACCUGAAACUGAAACCAAUUAUGUUUUUGUCACUCACGUUUCCUCCGAUUUUGAUUAGUAGCAAGUAUUCCAUGCGAUAAUUAACUUUGUUGUGAUUGGCCGUUUUGAUUCUAUGGGUUUUGAUAUACCGGCGCUCAUGAGGAAAAAUGAUUAAUUCUUUUGCAGUGUAGAAGGAAAUAUUAGGCGUACUCCGGGUACUUUCUUCCUUCGAAAGUGAUGUUCUAAUGCCCUAUAAGGACAAAACCAAGAGCAGAUAUUCGAUUUUAAACACUGCAAUUUGAUUGGCCAUUCACUGACGCCGGAAUUCGUUUCAUUCUCAUAUUACUCUCUUAUCCCUCUUAUCUACCCGAGCGUAUACACAUGAAAUAUCUGAUACAACUUCUGCGCAUGCCUGAACCAGCUCGAGCACAGGCCCUUAUGUUUCAAUACCAGAACACAUGGAACAUUUGUGUAGAGAAAACUAGUGAGUUUGAAUUUUGAGUAAAAAAUUUUAAAUUGUUUUCCCAGACUUUUGAUGCAAUGGAUGAAGACGGAUAUCUUUAUGCCUGCUAUUAUGUCUCGCUAAUUGUGAUUGGUUCUUUUUUCGUCCUUAAUCUUGUGCUUGGAGUUUUGAGUGGGUGAGUGUUACGUAUUAACUGCUUCCACCAUAAAAUAAAUGACAGGGUAACAGAUACACGACAAACGUUAGACGCUCGAGUGAGAAAAAAUUGAUCUCAGAUAUUUUUCAAAAUCUCGCUGCUUGCAUCACAUGCAAUAAUUGUUAUAAUUGUGUUCAUUACUUAAAUUCUUCGUGAUGAAAUCUCACACGAUCUGCGAUACACUUCAACGCGAAAUUUUAGCUUUUCAGAAAACGACUUCACAACUUGUCUUCUCGGUGUAACUCGAAGGUUGGUGAUUUCUGUAGGUAGAUAGAAUUGUGUGCUAUGUCUUGCAAGUGUCUUCGUCAAUUCUCAAAGUCAAAUGUCCCCCACUAAACCAAUGAGAACGUCUCCACAACGUUGAAGAAACGGAUUCGGCUGGUUAGCAGUCAAUGAGAGCAGUGAAAACAGUGGUGAGUUAUUGAAUCUUUGUACUGUUUCUUAUCAGGGAAUUUGCAAAGGAAAGAGAGAGAGUGGAUACUCGACGAAAGUUCUUUAAAGUUCGCAGACAACAACAACUGAACCGUCAGGUGGAUGCGUACUUGUCGUGGAUAGCCAAAGCCGGUAGGUUUUACAGAUAGACAGCUGAAAAAACUUUUGCUAAGAGACAGAACACUUAACCCUCUUACCCCUAAGAAUAACUAGCAUCUAGUUUCUCCGUACAAUAUCACCCCUGAAUCAAACAUUAAGGUCGCGACUAAAGAAGCUCUUGAUUUUUAAACAGCUUCUCCUCAUCAGCAACUCAGAAAAUAUGGAAAGAACAGCAUGAGAAAUAUUUAUACUUAGUAAGCUUUCAUUCGGAAGUUUGCCGGGAAAAGGUCAAAAAGGGGUGAUAAAAAAUAUACAGAAUAUUCUCGUUUUAGGCGGAAGAGGUGCAGCCCCAGGACUCAGGUCUGUGUACUCAUGUUCUUGUCAAUGAAAAAAUGGAAGGAGGGUCUUUCUUAAACGUCUGGGUACCAAUUAAUACCACCGAAAGGGUUAAAUAAUUGUUAUCUAAUCUCAGCAAAUAUAUCAUGUCCACAUCAAACUUAUCAGGCUUUCCAUAUUUACUUUAAUUUCUAAUACAGCGGAAACGGCAGCAGACGACAACUUCAGGACGAAACAUCUCAGCUUGAACGACUCGCAAUCACAACUUGUUACCAGCGACGUGGUCAGUAAUCCAGGAAGAGUGGUCACCAGAAGAGAAGGGAACUGUUACCGAGUCAACAUGCCGGAGAGGUUGGCUGAGUUUUAGUUCGAUGUAACGCUUUUUAUUCGUCCAGGCCGGCUGUUUCUACGCUAUUUGUGUCUUUCCUUCCGUAUUAUCACUGUUGUAAUACAGUCAAACUGAGAUACUGCACUGUGUUAAUGGUCACAUAAUUUGCGCACUCUUUUCAUUUGUUGCAAUAACAUCAAAGUGGGAUAACAAAUCACUAAUCAUACCCUUUAGAUAUUUUGGUAUUAACAACUGAGUAUUCUUUUCUAGCACGGGUGCACUUCAGCGGUUUUUGCAGUGGAACAGUAAAUUCUCUGUAAAAGUCGGUCGCAUGGUGAAAACUCAAGCGUUUUAUUGGACUGUCUUGGUUUGCGUUUUCCUCAACACAAUUGUUCUGGCCGUGGAGUAUUAUGGCCAACCGAAAUGGCUGUCAGAUUUUCAAGGUAAUGUAACCAAAGACAAAUUUUGGUUGAUGAAAAGGAAAAGAAAAUAUUUUAGCCAUCGAUAAGUCUAUAUUGUAACAUUUUUAACCACCAAAUUUGACGAUCAUUGUUGUCUUUCAGCAUGGGCUGAAAUCGUGUUUUUGACGUUAUUCUUUGUGGAGAUGAUUCUGAAGAUUUAUGGUCUUGGAUUUCACGUUUACUUUAACUCAAGUUUCAAUUGUUUCGAUUGCUCGGUAAGGAAUAACCUUAUGUCUCUUGAAAAAAUGAAAAUCCUCCCAGUUAAGAAAUUUACCCGUAGAUUGAAUAACUUACUUUUGCUUUUUACAGAUUGUGAUUUCAGGAUUUCUGGACAUUAUACUCUCUAAAACUGUGCUAGUAAAACUUGGUAUCAGUGUAUUGAGAUGUGUUCGUCUUCUCAGAGUCUUCAAGGUGACCAGGUAAGAUUGUGAUGAGAAUAAAUGAAGUUGUCAUUAUUUACUCACUGACUAAGGUGAAUAAGUUCACAGGAGACUUGUUUUAAAGAGCAUAUGCAUCAUCCCCUGAUAUUUCAAUUUUGUUUUUAACAGUCCGGGUUAUUAUCGAAUUUGAUAACCCAGACUAAAUCGAUUAUUUUCGACUGGAGCUUGUGAUUGUAGCUUAAAUUGUACAAAUGCUUGUGAGAGCAAAAAUGUAAUUUGAAGGCGUUAAUGCGACGCGACCACAAAAGCCACAUGGGGAGUCCGUGCCGGUCUGUCUUUACCUUUACUCUCAUGGAAAAAUUCAUUGACUAAACUAAACUUUAAGGCAAAGUUGAAAAACAUACCUCAAUCAAACGUGUCAUUUCAACUUUCCUGUUACUUCUAUGUUCAAAAUUUCGCCUUUAUCACCCCUUGAUAACCGCCAUCUUGAUUACGCGCAAAGAUCAGUAUCUAUUCAGUAAUUUCCAUCUUAUUAUGUUACAGACACUGGAGAUCGCUAAGGAACCUCGCCACCUCUCUCGUCAGCAGCAUCAAGUCUAUCGUGAGCCUGAUUUUCUUGCUAUUCCUGUUUAUCCUGAUUGCUGCCUUGCUUGGUAUGCAGAUAUUUGGUGGAAGGUAAGCGUAUGUCCUCAUGAAGCCAUAUAAUCCUUUACUUUAUAUUUGUAAUAAAAUUUCGUCGGGCCAACUGCAGCAGUUCUCACGUGAGUGUCGAAAAUAAUCCAGCGAAUUUUUGCUUUUUUUCUGAUUGGCUGUUAUGAAAAAUUUUGUUUUGGUUUAAACUCACUCAUGUCUUACUAGUUUCGUUGGUCACUAGGCGUAUUAACAGAAGAUAAUGACAUCACGCUUGAAACGUUAAGAUUUUUGCAUGUUUUUAGAAAAUUUCGAGAAAUAUUUCAUAAAAGCAAUAUAGAACUUUCCUAUUUUCCAUUUCUAUUUCUCUUACAUUAAUGUUAGUUAAGUUGUACGUUUAUACCUUGUUUUGCAGGAAGCGUUGUUUCGUCAAUUUUCUAAAAGUUUUUUAAUGUACGAUUGUUAAACCAAAUAGAUGAUGAAAGCUUCAAAUACUCGAAGGAACAUAGUGCAGAAAAAAAAUAUUAAUAACUAGGUUUAUUCAUUUUCCCUAGAUUUACAGAAGGCGAAACUCCCACAACGAACUUUGAUAAUUUUCAGAACGCCAUGUUAGCUGUUUUUCAGGUUGGUUUUAUUAAAAUUUUUCGUAGGAUUUACCAUCAAUAGUAAUUUUUGUUUUCCUUUUUGCCUUGUGAAAAUUUCAAACGAGCAGUCAAACGAUGAAAUAAUGACGUAGAAGAACUGAUGUGAACCAAUAAUCGUUUUUUUAUUUUGUUUGUCAACAAAGAUACUCACAGGGGAGGACUGGAAUUCUGUUAUGUACAGUGGAGUGAAGGCUUAUGGUGGACCUCAUGAUGCAUCAGGGAUUGCAGUAAGCCUGUAUUUUGUUCUACUGGUUAUCUUAGGAAAUUGUAUCCUUGAAAGCAAAAGAGAUUUCAAUUUUGAAAAGCUGAUUUUUUCUUUAUGAAUUUCGUUAUUUCGUCGGAUUUUGUGAGAAUUACGAGUCAGUCGAAGUAACAUUCAAAAUGGUUUUCCAGGACAUCAUAUUUCCUUAACUGUAAACAGACACGUUGUUGAAUGUUUUCUUGGCUAUCGCCGUCGACAACUUAGCAAACGCACAAAUCUUGACAGAGGACGAAGAAAACGAGAAACUUGAAAGAGAACGCGCUCGAGCAGCCAACAAAAAAAAGUACCAACCCAGCAACAAGGGUUGGGGGAAGGCUGGGAACAAACUGCCUAUGAUCAUGGCCAUCAAUCGAAUGGUACGCAAGAGGAAUGGAAAUGCAGCAACUUCAACUGGGGAAGGAAACAGGUAAAUAGUGAAUGGUGAGCUAGAGAACGAGAGAACGAAAGAUUGCCCGAACUGAAGAUUUAUCAAACUGAUGAACCGACGAACCAACGAACGUUAAUCGACACAUUGACGACCGACGAAUCAACAAACUGACCACUUUGCGAACUAUGGGACCGAAAAAUCUACGGACUGGCGGAUCUACGUAAAGAGGAAUCAGUGAACUGAAGGACCAUGGAACCGAUAAACCAAAGAUCCAAAGAAUGAAUGAAUUUUAAAACAAGGCUUUCUUCCGUUGCAAUCAUGUUCCCGAUUCUACUGUUUCUGUUGUGUUGCUCACACUCGUUACAAAGUUAAAAACUUAUACUAUUUUUGAGUGUGAUGAAGACUUGUCUCGCGACGUAAACUGGGCGUCUUUGUUAAUAUUUUGUUUCAAUUAAAAAGUAUUUGAAAUCAAAUCUGCUUUCAUCAUAUUUGCAGCACGACUAUAGAGAACGGAGAGACUAGUGUACCGCCGAUGUCUUCGGUAUGUAGUUGCACAGACAGUGUGAAUUCAGCAGUAACCGUUUAGAUUCUCGUGAGCGUUCUCGUUGUGUUUGAUUUUACUGUAGGCUUCUGAAGCACGUUCAGUUGCUGAGUAGAAUUUACUCGCCACAUAUAUAAGUUAGUUUGAUUAAAUUGGUGUUAGGACGAUAAUACUUUCAAACUUUUUGGGCAUAUAAAAUCGAAGGGACGAACACUUUCGGUUAACCUACACUUAACUCCGUCAAUUCCUGUUUUAGUCCUUGAAAAGAAAGAUAAAAACGUACAGGCGAGAAGCAAGUCUUUAUGAAAACAAGGAAGAAAUAAACGGGACAGACGCUGCCAAACUCAAAGAAACACCUGGGACGAGUAGUGAUGCGGGUGAGAAGAACCACAAGACAAGGAGGAUAAAGAGAGGAAAGAAUGAAGCAAAUGGAGACACGGAAAGGGAAGACGACGAUGACGAAGGUGAGAAAAUCUCAUGAAAUUUUCGCCGCGAGAAGUCAUGCGACGAAAUGACGCCAUGAGUAAUACGACCAAUAGCGUGAUGAGUCAUUACUUAACGAGUCGCUCAGUUAGGAAAGCUUCUUAAAAGUCACGUCAGAAAGAAAAGGCCAAGUAAGAAAACCAGUGUGAUUUGACACGGCUAAAGAUUUCUGUAAUAAAAUGGAUCACUUAUUCCAGUGUGAUACCACGUGACUUGAUCUUUUGAAAAAGGAUCCUCUGAUACCUCAGGCUAAAGCUCCAUGUUUCAAGUUCAUUCUCGUUUAAUUGUGUCGUUCUUUCGUCUCUUGUUCUAUUAUCAAGAUAAGAAUUCAUCGUUUCAUCUUUUUUAUGUCACAUACUUCAGGACUUUUUACGUUCAACACUGCUUCCGUUGGUUCGUUACACAUCUUGUGCUACCAUAAUAUGCCUUAUUUGUGUAAACGAAGGAGCUGCGUAAGCAGCUGAUUUUUUUUUAAAACGGGAAACACGAUAUGUUUGCGUACUUAAAAGCAUUGUCCAUUUUGUUGUUUUUAAUUAAGAUGAAGACGAUCCACCCGUAAGUCGCAGGAACAUCAUAAAGAUGUUGAAGACCGGAGGAAGAUUUGGUAAUCGUCGGCGGAAUCCUCGGAAAAAGAAGCCUAUUUUGAAGACCAAAACGUUGUUUAUAUUUGGACCCGAGAACAGGUGAGAUGGAAUAACACAUGACUUGUGAAAGGCAGUCCCGUGAUGUGUAGGCACGUGUUAUGCGGACUUAAGGUGUCUCAACAGAGGAUACCAGAAAUGUGUCCUGUUGUACCUGACCUACAUAGUUCUAUAUGAGAUGUAAGUUACGUUCGACAAAUGACUUGCUGUCAUAAAUAAUUGAUUUAUCUGUAUGGUGCAUUUCGAAGUGGUUGGUUGAAUGCAGGGUUUGCAUUUAAAAAAUGCGUUAAUUGGUAAUAGUUUCAUUUGAGUGAGUAUUCAGUUAAAGAGUAACACUUCGCGUUAAUAAUGAGAAUUUCGUCAUAAGUGAGAGUUGACCUUGCCUGUUAGAUCAGUUAACAUACUGGAUUCUUUUGGUUUACCAAAAAUUCGAGAACCUCUUGGGAUAAGCAUUUCUCAUUUCCGCAUCGACUGUUAGGUUGGUAAAUUUCUGACUAAUGGUAGGUCCCUUUGAUUUUGGGAUUUGGUGAACAAAUCAUAUCAAACGUUUGUUGGAAAUUCACUUCAGUAUGGCAUGAAGUUGGGGUUUCCAGAGGAGAAAAUAAACCAUUCUAAAAAUUUUUGAGGCAAGGGAAGUUAUUAAUCUGUUAUAAUUAGGAAUAUCAUUAUUAUCUAUCAUUAUUUUUCACACAGAUUACGACGUCAAUGCCACCGGAUCGUGAACCUAAGACACUUUGACAAUUUCAUGUUGGUUGUAAUCCUGUUGAGUAGCAUUACAAUUGCCAUCGAGGAUCCAGUGAAUGAUGACGCCAAACUGAACAAGGCAAUGUUAUUUUCUGUUUGACGAACAGUAGGAACUAGUGUUUUUUUUUUCUCUGCAAGGGUUAGGACUAUCUUGUUAAAAAGAUGCCACUCACGUCCUUACGCGUAGUGCUGUUCUGUUUCUAAAACACGCGUCUCCAUCUUUAUCACAACAUGUCUUUUAGCGGAAUGUGUCGCUCUCUCUGUGAGCGUCUUCUCGUGAACAGUUCUAAAUAUACCUUUACGUUUCUAAGGUCCUAACGUGUAGUCUGUGAUCGUUGUCCCUAAUCAUCGCUGUUCCUUCAUCGUUCAGUGUUGUUACCUCUUUCAGGUCAAGGAUUCCCUUUCAUAAUUCGUAUUCAAGAGUUCUCUUAACUUCUCUCUAAAUUUCUAAACUUUUUCUAAUCUGGUUUCUAGGUGCUGAUGUAUUUUGACUAUGUCUUCACUGGGAUAUUUGCUCUAGAGGUACUCAUUAAGGUGAGUUGUAAAGAGUAAUCAAGUUUGUUUCACUUCUAGCAUGAUUUAUAUUUUUAUAUACAUAUUUGAUGUGCAGAUCUUGCGCGUAAUUGAUCUUAACUGUCACUUCUCGCGAGGGAAAUUCGAAAUGCUCCUAUGGUAACUAUGAAACAAUUUUUUAAUUUCGGGGUUUACCCUAGCUUUCAGUUGUCUUUUCAAAUCAUUGGGUGAUUUGAGCUAUUUCAAAAGUUAUCUUCAUGCUGACAGAACCAAUUUAACUGAUACAUGCAGUUGCGCUUAAAAGGUUUCCGCUCCUAAAACUUCUUAUACAAAAUAUAAACAGGGGAAGACACUCGACAAUUUUUUUCCUCGAGGCUCAAAUCUAAAUCGCCCAAUCGGCAGUCGAUCGGACCAGCAUCCUUAUCACAGGGAGUUGUUUUAUUUGACCAAAAAGGACUGACCUCAUUUAAAAUUUGUUGUGCUCAGGUUGUGGAUGUGGGGAUCAUUCUUCAUAAGGGCGCCUAUUUCCGUGAUUGGUGGAAUAUUAUCGAUGCUCUUGUGGUGUCUUUCAACAUGGCUUCGCUCAUUUUAGAGUAAGUGCACAUCAUGUGAUAUCACAAUAUAGCAAUUUCAUAUAGCUCUAAUUCUAUAUAUUUCACCUAAAUAUACUUCUGCUAUCUGUAAACCAACUGAUAAUCCAUUGUAUUCCUUGACAAAUUCCUAGAUACCGAGGGGUAUAAACCUAUUCUCACUGUCAUUGUUUGCGGAGCUAAAACUACCACAAUGGAUAUGCUUAUAGGAGCCCACGAUAAUGACUUGGGGAAGCCUAGAGCUAACUUCAUUGCCUUUCCCUCCCCUAACCCACGUUUCACACUGCUGUUCUCUACCAGUUCUUUUGCGACGCUACGUAUUUAAAACAAAACUGAAAAUAAAAAACAUCACAGUUUGUUUCUUGGUUGAUUGGCUACAAACCGUCAUUUUAGCUUUGCACUGCUAAAGCAGGUUGCGUGAUGUAAUUCAAUCGAUUUGAAGUUACUAAAUAAAUCAUAAACGCUGGCGCAACGAGAUGAACAGUAACAUGCGAUGGUUCUGUUGUCAUAACCCUUUCGAUUAUUGUCCUUUUUUAGACAAACAGACUCAUCUGGCAGUGGCCACUCUUUAAUUAAAGCACUCCGUGUAUUCCGAGUGCUAAGACCGUUUAAAGGCGUGCACAAAAUUAAGAAAUUACAGGUAAGAGCUAUCAAAACAAUGUUACGCGUGACAAUCGUCAUAAAAUCGCAAUUUUUAACCUUGAGUAUUGAGAACUUAGAGCUUUUGUUUUGUUUUGUUUUUAUUAUUUCAGGCUGUAUUUCGCUGUAUGUGGUACUCAGUAAAGAAUGUUGCUAAUAUCCUGAUGAUCACCAUGUUGUUUUUGUUUAUCUUCGCCGUCAUGGGUGUACAACUGUUCAAAGGAAAGUUUCAAUAUUGCAACGACACCUCAAAGCGCACAAAGGAAGAGUGCCAGUAAGACCACACAAACAUUCCUCCUUUUCCUCCUUUUAUAUGUCUGGGACAUUGGUAAGGGUGGGGAGGGGAGGGUGGCGGGUGGAGGCGACAGAUUGAGGGUAGACCAGUUUUUUAUUGUUACGUCUAAGCCGGUGCCGUGGCAAGACCUAGUCUUGCUAGCAAGAAAUGGCUAAAUAUGCAUAACCACUUCUGAAAAAUAAUAAUAACGAUAGCACCAUAUUUUACCAGGGUAAACCCUUCAGCAAAAAGCUGCUAUAACUGGAUGCCCUAGGCAUUAAAAGAAUAAUUAAAAUUAUGAUGAUAAAUAGAAAUAAAAUUACAAAAAUUACUUCUGAGCACACCUUCUGAAUACGAUUAGAAUAAGAUGUUUUUCUGGUUCAACGUCGUUGUCGUGCGCUUAGACGGUUCACCUGGUAUUGAUUCUGUGAUUUAAGUGUUAUGAGAAGCUUAAAUGUCCCCCUAUCUGGUUCAAGGCCGUUUUUUACAUCUUGAGAAUUUCUAUAAAAAUGUUUCGUGAGAUUUGACGGAACUUUAGCAUACAGUUUGAUUAAAUGUUAACAUGAAGCUACAGUUCCCGGCCAUAAGUUGGGUGCACAAGGUAGUUGAAUAAAUCCCAUGGAUUUUGAGGAAGAGGCGAAGUUUGUGACUUAUAAUGGAUUUGGUUCAUUUGCAGAGGGUAUUUUUUUGUUUUCAAGUACGAUGAGCUCUACCAACAGGAAACAGUUGAAAAGGUUUGUUUGAUUUGCACCUUAUUUCUAUUAGUUCUGCUAUGCCUAAAGCCCCAAAAUUAUGCAGAAAUAAUUACAUUUUUUAUUUUAAAAUAGCAAUAAAAUCAUAAUUUUAAUGGUGAUAUGGCUGACACACUGUUCUUUAUUAAUGUUAUCAGGUUGAGAAUCGCACGUGGGAGAAUAAACCCCUUAACUUUGACAACGUAUUACAAGCAAUGUUGACUCUUUACACUUCUUCUACUGGUGAAGGUUGGCCCAGGUAAGGCUCUUUUUGACAAGUUAAUAAUUGCUAUUGGAAAACUCUAGGGUUGCAUAGCUUUAGUUUGAAUGUUUUUCAGGCGUUUUAUGAAAAUCGUGCGGCAUUAUGGGUAAAAUCGUACAAGGUCAUAAUUGGUCCUUACUCAGUGCUCGGAAGCCUCGCCUUAUUUGUAGAUUUGGGUCGUUUUUCUGAGUUAUCUAGCGUUUUGAAUUGACAUUAACAAUUUUACUAGGCGAGUACAUCUUGCGUAAAGAGAACGAUGGUUAGCUUUAUGCAUCAGCAAAAGAAAAGAAAGUUUAAAAAGACGUUAUUUAACCAACGAAUUCUGUCCUUAUACAAUUUUUCUUGACUCCUCGCCUUCAACAAAAUCUUCCAUCUGAGUUUUCGAAAGAGAAAGAGAAGAUCUCUUCGUGAUUUUCGAUCGCAGACCUUCAUUGAAAAUUAGUUAAUUAAAACUUGUUUAACUUGCUGGAGUAAACAGGAUAUCAAUCCGCGACAAGAGUAAGGUAGGCUAUGUAGCAUAGAUAAACCAACAAGACGAAGUGACUAACCAGAUUGAAAAAUCCGUGAUUAAUAAGCUGAUAUAUUUAGAUUGAUCUUCUUGAUCUAGUGCCAUGAAGACCACUAUGGAUACUACAGAAAUAGACAAAGGUCCAAUCCAUAAUUACAGCCCGGGAUACGCACUUUAUUACAUCGCCUUUGUUGUGGUGUUCUCUUUUUUCUUCCUCAACAUCUUUGUGGCGUUAAUAAUUCUCACCUUCCAAGAGGAGGGUGAAAGGGAAAUUGCGAGUUGUGAGUUGGACAGAAAUCAGGUAUGUAAAUCUUUUCGUACUCUUCCUUCAAGAAUGACUUAAAGAAACUGUGUGGCUAUUUAUUUCGUGCAUCGAUGGCUCGUAGUCGGCUGUGUCAAUCUGCUCUACCUAUAGUUAUCCUUCAUCCCUUUUGGUUUAUUCUUCCCCUUUGGGAGUUUUUCUAUCUUGCCAAACUUUCAAAUUAAUAAUUUGUGAUUUCCCUCUUGCCAUAAUCAGUAGAAGUGAUUGGUUAGCAAAGCCGGAAAAAUUCAGAGACGAAAAGAAUUAUCAGUGCUCGUGCUAAAGGUUGUUGGAUCCCAGACUGUGUGAAAUCUUUUGCUUAAGUGUUCACACAUUCGAACUAAAUGAGUCAAUGGGUUGUUUCUAGUGGCCAUUCAGUUCAAAACAGUUGGUGCUAUUGACUUUUGAGCACGGUGGGUCACUGAACCUCCAACAAAACCCAUAACAAAGGCAUCUGUUCGUUUCAUUACCAUCGUAACAUUAUUGCUUCGCUUAAGUUAUUCCGUUCGUCACAGAAAGCGACACCGAGAAAACGAUUCUGACUUUUCGCUCUUCGCUGAAUUUUGCAAGAUCUUAUCUCUCGCCUUUGCAGAGAGAGUUAUUAGUAACUGGGGAGUAUACUAAUUGUCACAUGUUCUCUCUAACAGCGUGAUUGCAUUCAGUUUGCACUUACUGCUAAGCCUGCGCAGAGAUAUAUGCCGGCUGACCACAAAAGCCUGCAGUAUAAGGUCUGGGUAAUUGUCAUGUCGAAGCCAUUUGAUACAUUCAUUUUGGUCUUGAUAGCCCUGAACACCGGUGUGCUUAUGUCUCAGGUAGGUAGACUAAAGUUGGACGAAGUUUGUCUUAAUCUAACAGACUGUUCCGUUCCGUUUAUAGGGAUAUUCUAGUAUUUUUCAAAGCGGAGAAAAAAAUUUUCAACCUAAAAGGAUACCCCUGACCCUAUUCUCAAUGAAGAAUAGAAUUUUGCUUCCCUGUCAUUUUUUAUCUUGCAAAGCAUUUGGUUGGUUCAUCACCUAUGAAAUCAUGUAUCCCUCUGUCACGUUACUUGCUUCAAAAUGAGCGCAGUUCACUGAAUUUCUGUUCUGUUAUUUUCAUACAGCAUUACAAGCAAGACGAACAAUAUACAGACAUUCUAAUGUACCUAAAUAUUGCCUUCACUGUUCUCUACAUGAUAGAAGCUGGGCUGAAGUUCUUUGCUUUAAGACUGGUAACUAUACUUGAAAUAAUCUGUUUCGUCUACACGGAGAGGCUCAAAAUUUCUGGCGCAAUUUUUGGCCAAACUCUAUAGCCAUCUUUUUUUAUUAUCAAAAUUGUAUGCUGUUUAUUCUUUUGUAUACUGUGUAUAGUAAUAAAUCUAACCGUGAAAUGUAAACGUUUUCAUCUUGUACAUUAUCUCUUGCGUGGAGGUGAAUCAUUGAAGAGCCACGGGAUCAUUCCAGUGCAAGAGUCCAAUUCAAAGUUAUCACUUUUUCUUGGCGAAGAAAUGAUUGCUUUGCACCUAAACAACCCCCCCCCCCCAGUCUCUCUUAGCCAUUCCUUCGUUCCAAGGAAGAAAAACACUCGAGCAAAGAAACUAUAUGAAUAUUUCUUGUCCUUUUGUUUUUCAGAAAUAUUUCCGAGAUUACUGGAAUAUUUUUGAUUUCAUCGUUGUGUUAGGAGGUCUGAUGGAUGUUCUGGUGACAGUCUAUGACAAAUUUGCCAAGGAAACGCAGCAGGUAACUUAGGUGGUGCAGAUCUGCCACAUUUACUAUUUCUUGGCGCAUGAUUAACCUUUCUACUCUCAGAAGUGAUUGACAAGUGACUUCUCCCUACAAAAUCCAUACAGUAUCCAGCAAAAAUGUAAUGAGAAUUCUCAAAUUUAUUAGGUAGAAUUUAUUUAUUUAUUGUCUUGAUUUAACAUCAAAUUCUUUUAACUAUUUUACAAGGAAAUGUGUAGUAGCUAGAGGAGAGAAUUAACAAUCAGCUGGUCUUAAGAGUUAAGGGGCUAGGAAACGUGAUUUCCGUAUACUUAUUUCAGUUGGGUAUGACUCUGUUUCAUGCCUUUAAAGAAAAUUGGAAGAUGUUCGCAUUAGCAUGGUGAGGUUUACACAGUGAGUGUUCUUCAAAACUCAGAUUCUGACGAAGAACCUAGGGAGUACUUUUAGCGGAGAGAUUGAAGAUUUGUUAACCUUAGAAAUAAAAUCAGUGAACGAUUGACUUUAUCGUUAUUUUUUGGGGGCAAAUAAUUAAUUUCAGUUGUAAAUCUAAUUUUGCAGGAAGGUGGUUCAUUAGGUAUUGGGAUUGACCCCAGUAUGUUCCGUUUGUUUCGAGCAGCAAGACUUAUCAAACUGCUUCGACGAGGCUACACGAUCAGAAUACUAUUGUGGACAUUCCUUCAAUCAUUUAAGGUUCGCUCUUUGUGUUUGAGUUUUUCUUGGACUCAGGUUUAAGAUUCGUACAGCACAAAUCAGUGUUUGUCAAUGGGAGCAAGAUUUGAACCUAUCAUAGACUUGUGACUGUCUGAAAUAUUUGUAACGAAAUAGACUUCUUGAUCGUGUAAUGCACGACUUUUCCCUAUUCACGAGUUCGUUUCUGUAGUCGUAACAGCAUCUGCUAUAUAAUAACUCAUUAAUCCACAAAGGAUAUAAUGUAAUUACUUUGUUCUUAAAUAGGCUUUUAUGAUUAUAUUAAUAGGCUUUGUUUGUUGUCAUGCCAAUAGGCCUUACCUUACGUCACGCUACUUAUCAUGUUAAUGUUCUUCAUGUAUGCCGUCAUAGGGAUGCAGGUAGGCUGUUGGAAUCAUUUUCCUCAAUUCUUGCGUGGUUUUGUAUAUUAUAAUUGCGGUUAACAUUAUUUCAUGAGUCAAAAGGGCCAGGCAUGCCUCUCUGGCAGACGUAUAUGCAUUGAACGAUAAUUAUCUGAUCUGAGCUUCUGUUGCAGAGACUGGAACUCGGUUUUUUCCAUGUUGAUUAGAGUUAGUUUCGUUGCUGGCAAGCAAGGAGUUGGCCAUAUUUUUUAUUUAUCGUCCAUCAAUAAAUGAACGAAAUCAAACCAACGGCAUACGUUGUGUUCUCUUUUAUGUUUCAGCUUUUUGGAAAAAUAGCAUUAGACCAAUCUACAGAAAUUAACACCAAGAAUAAUUUUCGAAAUCUUGCUCAAGCUUUGCAGGUUCUGUUCAGGUGAGAAUUAGAUUGUUUUUUUUUUUGAUUUUUAUGGAAGCAAGAUAAAAAACUGAAAUGCUAAUUCUAAAAUCAGUAUUAAAUACUCUAAGCCGGGAAUAUAAAAGUUGGAAGGUGAUCAUACUUAUGAGUAUGAUACAUAAUCCUUAAUUUGGAAUAUUUCUGUAUCGCUAAUCAGUAAUAAUUACAAGGAACAUAUCUCUACAUCUUUUGAUGUUUUCUCUUUUCUUAGUAAUGUUUUUUCCCGUCUCUACCAGAUCGGCGACCGGAGAAGACUGGCACAAGAUAAUGUUGGCUUGCUAUGAUGCUGCUAAAUGUGAUAAGAGUGUUGACAUCAAAAAAUAUGGAGAACAUUGCGGAACAACGGCAGGGGCUAUAACAUUCUUCUGCACAUUUAUAUUUCUCUGUAUGUUCUUGGUGAGUGACGAAAUUCACGAAUACAAGAACACUUCAAAAGAAAUACUGAAUUUUCUCUUUCUAUUUUUUUAUCCGUCUCAGUUACAAGCUAACCUUCGGCCGCUGUUAAAGGCAUUAUUUCAAGUGAACUGUCAUAUUCUCUUUCAGAUGUUGAAUUUAUUUGUGGCUGUUAUCAUGGAUAACUUCGAAUACCUGACUCGUGACGAGUCCAUCCUUGGUCCUCACCACUUGGAUGAAUUUGUCCGCGUGUGGUCUGAGUUCGACCCUGGCGCCAGGUAUAUAAAAUUAUAGCUAAUACGUAUGGCAUUUUUUUUUGUCGUGCUACAUUGCUUCUGAUACUGACGCGUUCUUGCUCCCCUUCAGUGGCUGUAUCCACCAUAGCGAAAUCUAUAGGGUGAUGUGCAGUAUGUCACCUCCAGUUGGAUUUGGAAAGAAAUGUCCAAAGAUUGUUGGUUAUAAGGUGUGUAAGUUUAUUUACACUUGGUUGAACUGACUUAACUUGACACCUAUUCAGAGGUAUGCAGUGUUUCGACACCAACUGAGAAAAGAUAAUGUCUCUUAAUUUCUCACUUACAUUCAGCCUGAGUAACGCGUUUCUCGUCUUUAAAAGAAACGUCUUUAGUCUGCAUCUUGUUCCAUGCAAUCUCCCCUGGAACGGUGGGGGGGAGGGAGUUUCUUAAGAAAGAGAGUUUUUAUGCCCGAAUAUUUUGAGUGUUAGCUCUAAAUCAGAGCAAAAAUUCCUGAGGGAGGGUUUGCAAGUUUAAAUACUGGAAAUAAGAACAGGGAGAUAAAUCCCUAAACGGAAGGUGUCUUACCCUGGUCUCCUCUUACUUAGCGCCUGAUCAAGAUGAACAUGCCACUGAACGACGAUAACACGGUCUCAUUCAGUACGACUCUCUUCGCUUUGAUUCGAACCUCACUGAACAUCAAACUGCGGGGAAACAUGAAUGCAAAUGACACAGAGCUACGGCGAAUGAUCAAGAGAGUUUGGCCAAAAACCUCACAAAAAGUAUUGAAUAGUUUGAUACCCAAACAGUUAGGUAAGUGAUUUAAGAUCGCAAACAGUCUUUAAAUGUUUUUGCUUUUAUAUGAGGUAGUUGCUGUUUGUAGCGUUAAUAUGUAAAGUGGUUUAGAGACAAGGGCGCGCACCUGUUAAGGGAGAUGCUCGUUUAUUUUCAAUAGCUAUUCAGCGUAUGAGUUAACUUUUGAAAAUAUCAACUUGGUUCAUAUUUUGUGUUUGGCCAAAUAUCGAUGUUUGAGAGAGAGAUAAAGUGACUUUCUUCUGAUUGACUAUGGUAUGAAUUUUUUCGUUCUUCCCCUUGUUAAAGUGUUGAUCAGUUUAAUGUAUUUUACAGAACUGAGUUGUCAGCAAAUGACAAUAGGAAAGAUUCACUGUGCAAAGCUUAUACACGAGAACUACAAAUAUCUGAAGAGGAAGGGCACACAGACGGAAAGGGUGAGUAGUAAAACAGAUCCAUUGUGUUUGCACUACCCCCCUUUCUGUUAGUGGGUGUUCAACGUAACGCUUCUCACCCCUCUCUCCAUAUUAUUUUUUUUGUACGUUGAGUGACCUUGAAUGACACUCAUGUCUGUCCCUGCUAUACCUUUUAGUUGAUAGGAAUAGAUAACUUAGUUUGAACUGAACAUUCUAACUUUCUUUUGUUUUAAGGCUGAAAGAGAAGAAGAAAGAAGCACUACAAACUCGAAGGUUUGUAACUGUUUUUUCUUUCUUUUUUUUUCCUUUCGGUAAUAAGGUGAUUGUUAUUUAUUACAUAUACACUUUGCUGCUCGGUGUCUUGUAACAUCCCUCCUUUUUCAUAUCUCACCUGAUUUUCUUUCUUCCAUUUGAACAGAGAGGUCUUUUCUCAAAGUUAGUUGGUUCCCUGCGACGCCAGAGGAGGCCGAAUAUGAUAAGGGAAGACAUAGAACUUGGGAAUGUGGAAAGACGUAGAGAGAGAGCUUACACUAGUGACGCUCGACUUACUAUGGCACGGUACGUACACUGUAUGAAUUAGUGGUGAACGGUAUUCGUAUCAACUAUGUGUUUGCUUGAGUUAGAUGGUCAACCAACUGAGAAGCAGACAGUUAACUGUAAUUGAUUGUCCGCGCUAUGACCUACGUUCAAUAUUAAAGUGACUUGUGGUGCAGCCAGUCAAAACUGCGGCGCAUUUCGGUGGUGUUAUGUAAGCUGUUUACGAAGCAAAUGAUCAUCACAUUUCCGAGUAUCCUAGAAAUAUCUCUGAUGGGUUAUCAUGCCAGUGAAUCGAUAUAGGGUGUGGUCUAUUUCUUUUGUAAAAUGAACUAAUAGGUUGGUUUUCUUCGGGAUCACCGGCACUUUGAUAAUUCAAAGCAGGUGAAUGGUAACAACCGGAAAGAGUGCCAUAUUCUAUAACGCAUCCAUAAGGAUAAUAACAGAGCGAUAAAUUUGAGAGGCGCAUUAUGAAGUUUUGCGGAUACUUUUGCUAAAUGAAACUCGGCAUGUCAGAUGGUAAGUAACAGUCAAACCUUGCAAAUUCAUUUUUCGUCAAAAUCAGGCCUGUCUCGCUUUGAUGUUACCUUUGCAAAACAUAGACGAUUCGGUUUUCUACAGGUGAUUGUUUAGCGGUAGGUAUGAGAUUUUUUGCGACACACUCACUGCUAGGGCAUUAGUAUCAAGUUGAUAUACGUUUUAUCUUUGCAGUGAAAGAAGUCAAGAAACACUUCAAGAAUCAUUCGAGUCCCUACCGUCCCAUACUCAUGUCCAUGAAAACGGCCCCUAUCCCCUGAAAUUUUGGAUCUGACUGUCUAUCACAAACAACUGCAACUCUGUUUAACAGAGAAUAACUCAUAAAAAAAUUUAAUUUUUACAAAGCAAAGGCAAGCUGUAGCGUAUUAACUUGGCCUCAAUGACAGUACUGACGUCAUUACAAGCUUGAAUGACAGCCCGUGGCGUUUGACGCCUCAGGCUAUUUGAACUUAGCUCCUUCCAGGGAGAUAAACUUUGUGUUCAGGAGCCGACUUUGGAUCAUAAGUUACCUUUAGAGAAAAUAAUUAGAAGAUAGCGUCUGCUUAACUCUACGUGAUGAGUUUUGGUACCCUGCUCAUGGUGAACGAAGCAGUAAACCAACCAAAUUCCCUCACUCCUGAGUGUAAGUUGGAUCAUGAAUUCCGUUCAGUUCGCCAAAGAUUGUUGUAUGAGAGGUGUGCUGUCCGUGUAUUUUAUCCCGCUAAUGGAAUGUUGGCCUUGACAAUCGUGAAACUUGUUGUUUUUAACUACGUUAUAUCUUGCACAUGAAACAAUUGUUGUUUUGAAGUUUCAGCUCCCUUGAAGAGAAGUAAUAAAUAUGACUAAGAGCUCAGUUACAGCUGUAGUUAAGUAUUCUACUUUACAGGAGAAAUAUGGUGCAAGAUGAUUUCAUGCCUACAAUUGAUUUAAAAUAAACCCGUUAAGGGACGUAAAAAUAAAACAUAUAUAACAGAAGAAAUAAUCAUGCAAUCGAAAUCAAUAGGUUAGUCUAUUAUGCACUUUUUUCCAUUUUCUGGUUUAGCACUGAUCGGCUAGGACCAAGUCACAUGUUUACUCCAAUGGGAGCAAGAAAACGAGGCAAAACAUUGAUAGAACCGCGGGCUCAGACGAUUCAUGGUCAGAAAGAGGCAUGCCGUUAGCAUUUUAUUUCGAUCCUUUCCUUGAACUUAUCCGAUAGAAAAUUGGCUCAUGAGGUGACGAGAAAACUUAAAAUUUCCCCUUUUUGCAUCGAGUCAUUUAAAAAUAAAUUCAAUCCCCAUUACACAUCAUCGCUUAUUUCAGUUGUCACUUAUUUUCAACUCAUCUUGAUGAACACUUUUUGUGGUGGUAUUCUUUAGCGGUUGUAACCACGGAACAAACACUUCCCUGAUAGAUUUUGUACUCGUGAUUUGUCCGCUCUUUGAUGAAAAUUUCAGCAGCAUGGAAAUUUGUUGUUAAGAAAAGAGAAAGGGGGUUUGGUUCAGUGAUUGUAAGCGUGGAAAAUAGCCUUUCUCGUAUACAUUAAUCAAACAGCAUGUGCUUUAGCGUUCUUGAUAUGUGUUUAAUUUCCACUUUAAUCUUGAAAUUUUCCAAUUCUUAUCUAUGUCUUGUUCCCUACGUUUGAAUCAAUUGGUAUGGAAAAAAAACAAACAAACGAUUGCAUUCUGUUUGAAAACGACAUAAAGAUUGUUUCAUUCUUUUCACUCUCAGGUUUUACUCCACAAAUUCUCUUUCCAUUCGUAACCUUUUAGAUCGACGGUACAUUUUAAAGCCGCACCCGUCUUAAAACGCAGGUAGUGAAAGUAAAGGAAGCACUUUAUGGCCUCUCUCCGUGUUUCUCUCAACAUGACUUUAUUAAAACACUGUGGCUUUUCAUUUUCCAUUUUAAUGUUCUAGAACCUGCUCCUGCAUGGGAAUGAGUAGUAGUGAGGCGUUUGGAAAUCGCUGUUCUUCAUCCAUUGGUUUUUCAGUUUUCUCUAUGGAAAAACUGUUUAGAUAAUCCAGAAUGCAAUGCGAGCAUUGAAUUAUUAUUCUGAAUUGUGUCAGAUUCAAAACGGCUCGAUAGCUGUAAAUUUCUUUUUGAGUAGCAAACUAUUUUAUUCAAUGUGAAAUAUCUUACAGUAGCGAAUGAAAGUUUGCAGAUUCACGUUCACCUCUCAAUGUAGCCGGAAUGAAUUUCAGGAUUGUUAUUGUUUCUAUUCACAGUGAAAUUUUUGUUAUUUUGAGGCUUAAUCCCUACAGAUCGAUCGGUAAAAGCUUUCGUCCAGCAUUAAGUAGAUUUUUUAGAUAUCCACUCUCGUUGUUUCCUGUUUCAAAUGACUCCCCACGUCACUUUUGCCAUAAAUGAGAUGAAAAACAGAAAGAGGAUGCGACCGCCUUCUUCAUACAUUCCAUGGGCAGGUGCUCUUAGAAUCUUGCCAAGUCAAUUUUUCGUCCACCUUCCUUUGAAAAGCAGUACUAUUACUCGACUGAGAAGUUUAUGAUGGUCAUUCGCCAGAAUUUUUUCAAUCCUUGGAAAAUUUUUGUCCGGAAAGGAUUACUCCUUCGACGAACGAUUUUACUUUUGCGGUUUUUUCAAAUGUCGAAGAAAUGACACCUCACAAUGCAAAAUUAUGAGGGGAAAAAUUAUUUGUCUUACCUCCGCAAGUGGAAAAUUUGUUUGAGACAAUUUUUAGAAUUUUUCACAAUGCAAUUUAAUUUUAAAGUAAAAUAUUGUCUCGAAGAAAUUGUAUGCAAUUGAGUAGUCUUAUUCUCUGUCCGUUUUUAUUGAAUAUGUACUUGAUUUAAAAUGAUUAAAAAUAACAUCAAUUUACUGUUUUGGUGAUAAAGACAAAUAUGUAAAAUAAAAUAGGAAUAAGUAAAGGAUUUUAACAAUUAGCGAAAGAUCUUCACCGUGAUAUUGUGUUCUUGUUUGUGAUGCUUUACAACUGGUGAAUAUUUAUUUUGUGGCAUAUCAUCGACAGUAUGUUUUCGCUUCAAGCAAUGCUUUUAAUUAAGCGCUUUAGUUUCGUCCGACAUUCUUUAAUUUCGUAAAUGAAAUUUAAAUAGAUCUUGACAUUUGACGGAAGUGAUGUGCCCAUCAGACUGAUGUUGCAACGAAAGACUUCAUCAAUUUGUCAGAAUUUUAUGAAUUAUUGAAAUAUCUGAUCACUGGGCAUUUUUAAUUUCGCUUUCUCGUCAGACAACUUAUCGUGAUAUCAUGAUUUCUGCGAAGUGUGCAUGCAUUAACAAAUGAACAAUGAGGUUUUCUUUUAAUUUUUCCUCAGGUCUUGGUUUGCAUAAGUGUGAAAAUGGCAAUGUAUAAUUCAAUGGCCAUGAUUUUUUUCCUCUUAGCGAGAAUUGAGUGGCUUUGAAAUAUUUCAGGGAGAACAAUUUUAUGCAUUUUGUGAUUUAAGCAAGAAAAUUUAUGCUAAGUUUCGUUAAGUGACAUUUCAUUUACAGAAUGAUUUGAGGAAAAAAGGAGAAAACGAUAUUCUAAACAAACCGCAGAACCAAUUAAGCGGCAUUUGAGUUAAUUCAGAGAGAUUGUUUUCACACUCGUGAUAUUCAGUUUUUGUUAGUGACUCCACGCUACCUCACACUUAGAGCUUGUAUACAAAUUUUCUAUUCCCCCCUACCGAAAUGCAGUAAACAAUAUUGAAAUAAAGGCUAAUAUUCACUUUUAACUCACUACUUUUUUUUCAGAGGAAGACGCCCGUUUUUUGUGAUAGAACCAGUCUAAAGAAAAUUAACAAUAACUUCGUUUCAUGAAUAUUAAAACUGUCUGGUGUUUACGCUCUUGAACGAAAAUUUACUUGGUUGAUUUUGAUCGGGGAAAAAACCUUCAUCUGGGUUUUGUAUUUAUGUAAGCUUACAAUAAUCUGGGAUUCAAAGAAAGUCCUACAAAAUGUUAACACCUAACGAAAUGUCAAACAUUUCUUAAGCUUAGUGUGGAAACCCAGUUUUAUCCUUCAUGAUUCAUUGCAGUUGCUUAGAAUUUGUUUCAAAUUUAUCAGAAUUAGUUUGCUUCAUUGAAACCAGUUUAACUCACCUGAUGAGUAGCGACAACCCUUUUGCUUUCACCGUCCUCAGAUGAUUACUUACGUGCAGUCGCUGUGGGAAAUUCACAUAAUCAGAUCUAUUUCUGUUCCGUGUGAAGGGGCUGCAAUAUAUUCCUUGUGUCCUUUACCUCAAAUUUACAUAUGCAAUUAAGCAGGUGCAGUUAUUCUUAACUUGUAAAAAAAAACCGCCUGUCGGAGUGACUUCCAUCGAGAUUGUCCAAAAAAAAAAUUUUCGUUAUCGCUCUAACCGUUCGGAACUUACGUGCCGAUUGUCAACGGUUGUUCCUACAUCACCGAAGGACUGGUAACCAGGGACAUGGCUCGGUUGUCGGUUCGAUGGAUUUUAUGUCGACUUGAUUAGCUGCUAAAAAUUCAUCCAAUAAACAAGUUAAAAACGUGACUUGCCUAAGCAUGAGUUCGAAAAGUAAUGAUCCCGCACAACUUCACUGAUGUCUCAAAAUGUUGUGGUUGACCAAAAAAAUCUGAUUUGGCACAGGAUCAAAGUUUUCCCAUAAGCCAUCUUGAACAAUUUUUUUCGUAUCUUACUAUUGUCCUGCUUUACCUCACCUUGUAUGAUUACUAUCUUACAGAAACCUACCAAAAGAACAUGUCAGACGAUAUAGCAGCCUGGAUCCGACAUCCAAAUCGAAUGGUGACGUCAACAAAAAUGGACCGCAGGUAUGAAUAAAGAAUACGUGUAUCUGAUUUCAAGAAACAGUGUAUCGCGUAGAUAAGAUGAUGGUAGGUCAGAAUGACUUUGCUUUGAGAAAAAAUUGGAUACCUUUGGUAAUUACUUUCUAAACAACGUUACACGAUUGUAAUUGACUCCACUAGGAUAAACGUCAGUGCUUUGCCUUCAUCCUGACUGGAAACUUUGUAGUUGACGCGACCUGGUUAAAUUUUGUCCUGAUUACCACAAUAUUCCAGAUUUAGCUGCUGUAGGAAUCUCAACGUUGCUGAGGUUUAUCCUUUCGAGUCGGUUUGCCGCGUAGGUUCAAUGUUAGAUGUUGGUUAGCAGUUCAACGCUAAAUGCAAUACAUAUUCAUGAUUUGCUUGGUCUUGUUUCAGACUUAUCCAGACUCCUCUCGUGGUGUGGUGGGGGCUUCUGUACCCUGUAGUGUAACCACGCCCAGAGUGGCCGAGCGGCUUAGGGACCAAGCCGCUUUGCCGGCUCUUUACCUUACACCGACUACCAGAAGGAAUGAGAAAGGUGACCUAGGUACAAUUUCUCAUUCAAGCUAGGCCCCUCUCUAACUUCUACUUGCCGGAAAUUUCUUUUAGCAACUAGUUUGCUUUUAUGAAUCCUACCUCAGAGAUGUUUUAAUCUUAUGUGUUUGGCUAUAGUCAGUAUUUCCUAUGUUUCGAAAACUCUUGAACCGUCAGUUUUAUCCAAAUAAAUUCCAAAUUGUACAUUAUAGUGAAGAUAAAUCUAAUACAUAAAGAUUUUGAAACGUUCGAAAAGGAACGAUCAGUACUUCUUGUGUUCCGAGGUGCUUGUAGAGUAUUUUUGUGAAAAGUUGUCCUCUUUUUGUUGGCUUCAUAGCUCUUAUGGAGGGAAAAUCUCUAGAUCUUGACAGUUCUAGCGAUAGCGAUACUGGAGUGGAAGUGGAUCAAGAUCGACCCCAUUUAAGGAGAGAUCCGUAUUAUGACGACAUGAUAACUCGAAUAAACACUCAUAUAAAGGAAGCUGUUGAAAGAGGAGCAAGUCCAUAUGCUAUAUAUGGGCUGGAAGAUGACGAUGCGGAUGAUUGGUGCUGAUAGUUGAAGGAAGUUCUAGAAUUUAUUCAAAGAACUUCGAAAGAAAAUUUGGAAGCUGCAGUUUAACAAGACCGGCUUUAAUAUGGUGAAUUUAAAUAAUCCAACACCAAAGGAACUCGUCGUGGUUUUAUGGCGUCGACAGCUGUCCAAUUAUUCCAUCGGUUGCGCUCCUCUAGGAGAAGGAACAUGUGAGGGCCGACAGAACUGAAGAGAAGUUUUAGCUGUGAAAUUUUUCAUCGCAUCCCUGUAGGACGUAGUUAAUUUUGAAAGGUUCCUAAAAUUUGAGCUCUGAGGGGGUCUUCUUCCACGACAAGCCACUGUGCGGAGCUCGCCAUGCCGAGAAAACAAAUUCAUCGCGAAAACUAUGUUCAGCGGCUGUGUACUGACGAUGCUAGUCACAGUCAUCAAAUGACGAUCUGAAGAAAAAUCUAUAUAUAUUGCAUUAAUUUGAUCAAAACAAUUUACAUAAGCGAACAAUACGGAAUUCAAAGAGUAAUUUAUAUUAACAGCGUGAUGUAACAAGUUACAAUUUAAAGAUGUUAAAUUUAUAUGAAGUGAUGCAUUCAAAUAUGUUUAAAUUAUUCUGAACGCUUUAGCUUAUUACCUCAAAGAGAAGAAAUAUUAUGAUAAAUUGAAAUACUAAUAUACAAAGCUUUUCAGAUUUUGUAGUUAAUUCUUUGCAAAGAGAGAUAGGUUUCAACUUAAAUACCUCUAUCUCUAAAUAUAACCCAACCGUUUUACUUUUUUUUCUAAUAGCUCCAGUAGAUUAGAGAAUCAAUUUUUUUGUUGAAUACAAGAAAUAACCGUUACAGUUGGGACAGUGGAAGCUUUAUAUUUUUCAAUAGCUAUAGACUCUCCUUUUAGCUAUAGAAUCUCUUUGCCAUGGAAUUUCUUUGCCUUUUCAAAUUGCAUGCAAAUGGUAGGUGUUCAAAAUUUAAUGCCAAAUCGAAAACUGAAAAAGAGUGUGUUAGGGUCAAUAAGAAAAACGAGUUCUUUUUCUAAACUGAACUUGAACUGCCAGAUGGUUAGAAUCAUUCGCUUCUCCGUCUUGUCUUCUGUCUUAUUAAAUUUCAAGAUAAUAAGCGUGAAGUUUAUACUAUACUUUUAAUGCGACUACUACACUUUUUACUAUCAUUUAAAAUUGUUUAUCAACAGGUUUAGUAACACACUGCCCUUCGUUUCUUAAAAAAAAAAGCGACAGUGUUUUGGUUGGGGACAAUCCUAACCACUCAAGUUUUCCCAGUCGGUUUAUCAUAAUUGCGUAACUGGAGAACACUCGCAAGGAUAGAAUAAAGUUAGUCAAGUCAGUAACAAAAAUGUCAGUUUUACAUAUAAUGUGCAAAAAUCCUGAUUCUACGCUUUAAUUGCUCCUUGCAAACACAACCGAACUGUUGGGCAGAAUUCACGUGAGGAAACAGAAACAUUGAUAUUAAAAAACAUUGCCGAAGAAAACAAAAUCUGGGAUCAGAUGCCUAUACAGCAGCCAUAUUUCGGAAAUUAAUAUUGAUAUACGUUAUUUCAAAAGUUGAUAAUGUAACAAAUAAGUCACGGUAGUGAGGCUUUUAGAGUUUUUCCUCCCGUUUUAUUCCCGCCAACAAAUACCCAGGGAAAGGUUGCAGCUUCUUUCUUCUUUCAUUCACCAUUUCUCUUGAUUUAUGAAGUAAUGUCAAAUUGGUUCUCGAGAGUUAUGUCACUGAUCUUCAAAACUCAUGCAACC
This is a messenger RNA of Pocillopora meandrina, 30687 nucleotides long. The record is from the annotation of a GenBank genome assembly. NCBI's taxonomy places the organism in Eukaryota, Metazoa, Cnidaria, Anthozoa, Scleractinia, Pocilloporidae.